This is a messenger RNA of Gopherus evgoodei (Goodes thornscrub tortoise), 2011 nucleotides long. RefSeq names its product chromatin accessibility complex subunit 1 (gene CHRAC1). The transcript has 3 exons. The record is from RefSeq and is a predicted model, not a curated record. Lineage: Eukaryota; Metazoa; Chordata; Testudines; Testudinidae. Gene Ontology annotation, cellular component: nucleus; CHRAC. The coding region runs from base 43 to 465 and encodes 140 amino acids. Gene Ontology annotation, molecular function: protein heterodimerization activity.
AGGGCUUCGAGAGGUGGCGGUGGCUGCCGGCUGGGUAGGAAAAUGGCGGCGGCGAGGCUGAGCGGCGGAGGCGGGGAGAACCGCCUGGUGUCGCUGCCCCUCUCCCGGAUCCGGGUGAUCAUGAAGAGCUCGCCGGAGGUCUCCAGCAUCAACCAGGACGCGCUGUUCCUCACCGCCAAGGCCACGGAGCUCUUUGUCCAGUAUUUAGCCACUUACUCCUACAAACAUGGCCGUGGGAAAGAGAAGAGAGCCCUGACCUACAGUGACCUCUCCCAUACAGCAGAGGAAUCUGAAACAUUUCAGUUCCUUGCUGAUAUUUUACCAAAGAAGAUCCUAGCUAGCAAAUACCUGAAAAUGCUUGAAAGAGAGAAGAGGGAUGGAGAGAUGGAGGAAGAAGAAGAAGAUGAUGAUGAUGAUGAUGAUGACCAAGAGGAAGAGAGUGAAGAGGAAGAUGCUGAAUCUUAAGGGUGUCAAGCAGCUAGCGUUACAGCUAGUCUCUUCCUGCAGGAUCAAGUUUUGGAUUGGCUCCCUGAUUUUUUUCCAAGCUAACCCACACUGGGGUGGGAGGGGGAGUGUUGGAAAUCCAGCAUCUGGAUUUACCUAUCUGAGAGUUGUUGUCUUGUUUACUUUAAAUUUGAAACAAUUGGAUAUUAGUCUCCUUGAUGGAAGGAAUUCUGCACUUGGAUAUGGAAAGCCAGGGGGACUGUACAUACAGAUCUUGAGACAAAAUCAGCUCAAAAAUUAUUUUAAAAUAAGAUCUUUAGACAAUCAUUAUCCAAAUAGAAACAGCCUUGUAGGCAACCCUCAGCAUCAAUUCCAAAGGCCCUGACUCUCUCUGGCUAGAUGGGACCCUUGUAGCUAAUACUUCUGCUUAACCAGUAGGAAUGUGGCACAUACUUUAUCUACAGUUCUUACUCUGGAAGCCAAUGAACCAAACCUGAGAUAGAAUCUCCACCUGUUUUCUAGCAUGCUGUUGGAGCAGUACAUGUGGGUCAACCCCACAGAAACUGUAAUAGGCUACUGUUGUAAUAGAGUCUAAAAAACCAAGUCUGCAAGGAAUCUGGAUCCAGGGAUAGACCUUUUGCUGUCCCUGGUGUCGCUCUGCAGUUGUAUUGGUAUUAAGAAGUAGAGGUAUUAGCUAAUGAUGUAAAUACGUAUAUCUAGAUCCCACCCCCACCUCCAAGGGAGGAUUCUACUUUUGUAGCUUACUGCCUGUAGUACUCUACAUACCAACACCUGUUUGAGUUUAUUAAAUAUAGUUUGCUCUAUAGCAAGAAAAUGAACAGUUUUUACCAUUUGAGUGGUAGACCUGGUGUAUUUUUACUACUAUAAAAAUGGAAAAUGUCCUGUGUGUAUUUUCAAAAAUACUUUUUACAAUAAAUAUUUUUUUAAAUGUGGAAAUUAAUGCAGAGACCCUUGACAGCACUAUUUUUGUAAAGGCUUUUAAUCUAUGCUUUGUGCAGGGUUAACACGAUAUUGGGCUACUCAUUUGCACUAUAUAUAUUCGUAAAUGUGGAUCCUCCUAGCUAGCAAAUAGGGGAUGAGUGGUGAUCUGCUACCCACUGGAAACGUAAGUGUGAAAGAUCCCUAAUCCCAAUUUGCACUGGGCGUUGAAUCGAGUAUGUUCAGGGGAAAUUGAGCCUGUUUUAGUCACGGUGUCUGUUAGCUGUAAUGUAUGCAAGUAGCCUUCCAGUCUCUCUCAACUGCUCUGAGAGCAUCUUGGAAGUGAUGUCUCUUUUCAGUUUACACAAGCUACUGCACAAGUAAUAGUUCAGGUUGAUUUAGAUCUCCAUUCAGGAAAAGAGCUUGGGCAUUAGGCCACUCAUGACCCCCACAGACAACAAUUGGAGGAUCCUGAUUGGUGACAGCCCCACCUGCAGAGAUGAAGGGGUAACAGGAGGGAGAGAGAUGGAGGAGACUGAGGGAGAGGGAAGUCAGUACAUGUAUGCUUACCAAAUGUUAGAGGCCUGCCUAGCAUCAGUUCAGAAGAAUAAAGGAAAAAGUGCAAGCA